AUUCCCCCACACGUAUCGAUCCAUAUUCUUUUUUGUUGGAAGAAUGAUGUGUUAGAAGGUGCUUCACGAGCCCUAGAGUACGGAUCAGCAGGUGCAUUGGAUGUGAAAGUCGCCGAUCAAGUUCCGGUGUCGACGGACGGGGCUCCUACCACGGCCAAGCGGCAGUUUUCCGGUGACAGAGAAGAACACGAGUCUAACGCCGGCCAAAUAUCUACCAAAACCCCGAAAUUCGAUCAAACAAAGACUGACGUCGACCAAAAUCCCGAUACACCUUUUAGGAAAGCUAGGGUUUCCGUUAGAGCAAGAUCAGAUAAUCCUACGAUAAGCGAUGGAUGUCAAUGGAGAAAAUACGGUCAAAAAUUGGCCAAGGGGAAUCCAUGGCCCCGGGCUUACUACCGUUGCACCAUGGCAAUCGGAUGUCCCGUUCGCAAACAGGUCCAACGAUGUGCGGAGGACACGAGCAUCUUGAUCACUACCUACGAAGGAAACCAUAACCACCCUCUCCCUCCGGCGGCCACCGCCAUGGCCGCCGCCCCCUCCGCCGCCGCCUCCAUGCUAUUGUCCUCUGCCACAUCAUCAUCCCCCCCGCCCGCCGCAGCCAACAUCUUCUACUCAAGCAUCCUCCCAUAUGCCUCCACGAUGGCCACUCUCUCCUCCUCCGCACCUUUCCCCACCAUAACCCUCGACCUCACCCAACCGCCGCCGGAAACCUCCUCCUCCGCGUCUCAUUUCCCGCUACGACCGUCCCAGAUUCUGGGUCAGUUUGGUCCGCCGCCGCCCGUGCUUUUCCCGACCGUGAAUAACCAUAGUAUGUUGAGAUCUCAUCAUUUGUCGGGUCAAACACAAGAGCAGAACGUGGUCGAGAUGGUAAGAGCGGCCAUCGCCGCUGACCCGAACUUCACAGCGGCGCUCGCGGUGGCGAUUUCCAGCAUCAUCGGGAAUAAUAAUAAUAGUAAUACUAAUAAUAAUGUCAAUGCAAAAAACGGAGGGAGCCCUGGUUCACCCCAGCUCCCUCAGUCUUGCACCACUUUCUCCCCAAACUAACAUUAUACAUAUAUGUGUGUGUGUUGUAGAAGUAUAAACCACUUCUGUAAAUGACGUACGUACAAUUAGAGUGUUUUUGCUGGGAUAUGUUUGUAUGUAUACACAUGCAUGCUUGGUGGAGAGAUCUUUAUAGGGUUCUUGACGGGGACUCGAUUUUGGUUAUGGCUACUUUUCUUCUUA
Tarenaya hassleriana is the source of this 1224-nucleotide messenger RNA. Its product is annotated as probable WRKY transcription factor 47. The record is from RefSeq and is a predicted model, not a curated record. The annotation marks the transcript as partial. Gene Ontology annotation, biological process: regulation of DNA-templated transcription. The transcript is spliced from 3 exons. Gene Ontology annotation, molecular function: sequence-specific DNA binding; DNA-binding transcription factor activity. Lineage: Eukaryota; Viridiplantae; Streptophyta; Magnoliopsida; Brassicales; Cleomaceae.